Messenger RNA from Gambusia affinis (western mosquitofish), 2319 nucleotides. RefSeq names its product linkage group 10 C1orf53 homolog (gene lg10h1orf53). The record is from RefSeq and is a predicted model, not a curated record. The transcript has 2 exons. Lineage: Eukaryota; Metazoa; Chordata; Actinopteri; Cyprinodontiformes; Poeciliidae. Bases 1233 to 1973 code for a protein of 246 amino acids.
GGUAAAAAGCUAAAUGCUGUUUGGAAUGAGCCCAGCUCGCCUGGCUUGUCUCCUGCCUGUCGUUAUUUUGCCUGCAUGUGAGUAAUUUUUUUUUGCUGUGUAAUAAAUGAUGAAAUAUUGGUAGUGUCUGUGCAAUACCUACCUCUUAUGAAUCACAACUACUCUCAGGAUUGUUUUCAUUGUCACAAACGGAGGAUUUGGAGAUAGGAUUUGUUCACUAGACCUUAAUGUAAAAUAAUCUUUUAUAACUUUGUUUUCUCUUAGCGUGGUUUGUUUUCUGCAUAUUUUUCUUUUUACUCCAAUGUCCACUAGAACGCCCCAAGCUUUGUUUUUUCAUGUCUCUUUAAGAGUAUUUAAGAUUUUUGCGGUAUUCCCCUCCUCAGAUGCAUUUACAAGGGUUGUGGGAGUAUGGAGAUGAAAACUGAGAGUGCAUUUUAGAUCUUCGCCCUCAAGACAAAGGGCAUAUGAGCGAACAUAACUCCAAAUAGUCAGACGGAGCUCUUUUGCUUUUGCAUCUCUCGUUAUCUUUUGUUGCUCCCAAAUGUACAAACAUGCAUGAAUAUUAGCAUCAUUUGCACUCCGCAAGUGCUUGACUGAACUGUCUACCUUUGACUGAUGCGCUGUGUUGUUAAAAAUAGAAAGGUGGGGGGGGGUGAGGGGAGGGUCAGCCCUCGCACUUGGCUGCACUGCUGUUGCACCACUUGAUGGAAUCAGGCUGUUAGCAAACAUGCCAUGGACAUCAGCAGCAGCCCUCCCUCCCCUCCCCUCCCCACCGGACGCUCAGCUCAGCCUCCUGGCAACACUUGGCUACAGCGCAGCUCCCCGCGGCUGCUCUCCAGAGCUGCAGCCCUAAUGAACUCCUGGGCCUUCUCAUCCCAGGACUGCAAUAGAUCAGCUCAUGUUCGCCAGCGUGCUGAGACGCACACAUGCAUAGGGAUGCUCCCUCCAUCAGAGCGCCCUGUGGCUCCUAAUAGGCCAAUAUAGAAGAAAGGUUGCGCUUAACGCAGCACUUUGUAGCCCACAGUAAUGGUAGAUGGAGAGGUCAAGUGCUCACGCAGCUCCACCUGUGCGUGCAGGAGGCGUCGGGGAAAGCGGCGCCGCUUGAUUUGUGAGUGCAUGUGGGAAGGCAGCGCGGCGCCUCCAGGCUCCUCUGUCUCUCUCUGCUGCUCUGAAGAUGCCACACACACUCGCCCGUCUCCGACUGAUUGGGCAAACAGCGUCAUGAUGAGAGGAUGUGUCUGCCGCCGCGUCCACGGCAAGUGGGAUCCCCAAAGCCUGGCUGGCGCUUUACAGUGAUCGGAGCAAAAGCCCGUCGAGCGGCUAUAAAAGGAGACCAGUAUAGCCAACAUGACUGGCUGGGGAGGACAGGUUCUGGGUGGACAGGUUCUGGGGAGGACAGAUUCUCGGGAGGACAGGUUCUGCGCCGGGUUUGUUUGGGACGGCUUUGUUGGUGCUCCUCUAAGCAGAGGCAGCGGAGCGUGCGGCGGCUGCAGCGGGACGGUGAAGGUGUCACACUCAUCAACUGCAGCCCUACCUGGGGCCCGCUUGCCUGCUGCAGCUCCGUGGGGUUUUUUGCCUCGGGACUUGUCUGUCACAUUAAAGUAGAUGCAUUGCCAUUCAGGGCCUCGGCGGUCCCGCAGCCUGACCAUGAAAUAGGCCAACUUUCAUGUCUGCCCUCAUCUCCGCCGUGUCUUCCCAUCCAGGUGGUCAUUGGACAAGAGACAGUGUCCAGCCUGGACAGGUCACCAGUCCAUCACAGAGCAACGCAGUCACAAAGCUGGAGUACCCAGAGAGACUCACUGCGUACAGGGAGAACAUGCAAACUCCAUGUGGAGAGGCCUGUGCCAGGUUUCGAACCAGGACCUCCUUCCUGCAGGGAAACAACUAACAACUCAUCCAGGCCUGACAUGAAUAUACUGGAAGAAAUAUUAUUGUAUGAGAAUCUCACAUUGAUGUCUGCUGUAAAUCGGUAAUUUGGAGGAUUCAUAUUUGCUGCAGUUGUGGAUAACGACUCUAACUGGAAUCCCAAAAAUUUAGAAAUGUCUUUGUUACCCUUUGCAAUAUGUUAGUCGGUGACUCUGUUUCUGUUUUUCUCCUGAGAUCUUUUAGCGUACUUUAUGAUGUUAGAUAUAUUUUGUUUAAGUAAUUCCUUUAUUUUCCUGCAUAGGGAGUAAAAUUGAACCUAAAAAUGUGAUUAAUCCCAUCUAAUUCAUGAUUUACAAAUUUGGGCAUUUAUAAUUUCAUAGAGGACAAAGUAGGCUUGGAUUUCCCCCCCUUAACUAUAUUUUGUUUUGAUUCAAGCUAUAUAUAAUAUUAAAU